UUAUAUUCUCUUAAUAAUAUUGUGAAGUGUUGGAAUUUCUUUUAUUUGUACAAGAAAUUGCAAUAUUGAAUUAAAAAACAUUUAAGAAAAUAAUAAGCAAUAUAUUAAUACCAGCAUGUCUACCGAUUGGGAUGAAGUUAAACGCUUAGCGGCCGAUUUUCAAAAGGCACAAUUAACAUCGACUUUACAAAAACUCUCAGAACGUAAUUGCAUAGAAAUUGUUACUUUGCUAUUGGAAAAGAAUUUAUUAGAGGUAAUAUUUACCAAUGAUGGUAAGGAAUACAUAACACCUGAUCACUUGGAGCGCGAAGUGCAAGAUGAGUUGUAUGUCAAUGGGGGUAGAGUCAAUUUGGUGGAAGUUAGUAAAACUUUAAAUGUGGAUUUGACAAGGAUAGAGGAUGUGGGAAAUAAAAUUGCCUUGGAAAAUCCCAAUGUACAUUUUAUAUUGGGCCAACUUAUAGAUGAAGACUAUAUUACCUAUAUAGCCCAAGAAAUCAAUGAAAAACUAUCACAAAAAGGUGAAAUAUCUGUUAAUGAUUUAACCGAACAAUUUGAUUUGCCUUCGGACUUUUUGCAAACAGAUGUUUUGGAAAAACAUUUGGGCAAAAUCAUUAAGGGCAGACAGGAUCCCUCAAAUCCCAAAAUAUUCUUUACGCAAGCCUAUUUGCAAAGAUGUAAGGCGAAAAUACGCGGUGCUUUGGCGGCACUCACCAGACCCACAAAUGUUUCGGUGAUUUUGCAACAGACCAACAUACAACAGAAAAUCUUUCAUACUUUGGUGGACGAAAUCAAUCCGGCCGGCCAUGUAACCUCUAAACAAGCCAAUGCACAGUAUGUGCCUAAUAUUUAUGCCAAAAUGCAAACGGAUUGGGUAAAUAACUUCUAUCGCCAAAAUGGUUUCUUGGAAUAUGAGGCCAUUAACAAGUUGGGCAUUACGAAUGCUAAGCAGUUUAUCACGAAACAAUUUGCGGAGGAGGAAUUAUUGUUCUUAAAACGUUGUGCGGUUAGCACAAAACUGGUAGAACUUACAGUGAUGCCUGCCUUGAUGGCGGCCAAACAAUUUAUAGAUUUGUCAUCUCUUUUACCCUCUAAUAUGUCCUCGUCCGAUCGUGAGGAGUUGUUCGAAGCUAUAGUGGCCAAAAAUCAAGCUUCUUUGUCCAACUUUGUGCUCAUAGGCUCUUUGGGUUCUUCGGUAGUUUUCACUCCACAGUAUUUGGAGGAAUUGACACAACCCUGCCGUGAAUUGGCCUUGUCUAAAGCUAAGACAGCGGUGGAUAGUGGUACGUAUCAACAGCAUGUGGCCAUUAAACAAAUGUCGGCUAAAGGUGGCCAACGUAAGGACUUUGAUGAUGAUGAGGUGCUGGAUAAACGUGACGAGCGACGCAAAAAGGCGUCUUCUGGCAAAGCAGGCGGUGGUUCUCAGGGCCGGGAAACAAAAACCAAAUCCACCAAGAAACAUCAACGUGGUGGUAAGAAGGGCGGUAAAAAUGAUUUCGAUAGUGAUGAAGAGGAACAAUUUGGAAACAGUGGCGGUAAUGCGGGUGGCUCUUCAGCUAGUAAAAAACAAUUGGAGUUGAUUACUAUUGGGGAUAUUGUUAAAGUUUUGAAUAAGGAAACCUCGGCUUUGGGUAUUGAGGAGUUGAAUGAAGAUAUAGCUGCCAUGUAUCAUGACCAACUAAAUCAACUUGCCUUGGCCAAGGCCCAAGAACUAUACGAAAUAACUUUGCAAAAAAGUGCCGCUGGCAGUGGUCAAACUCAUGCGGGAGUGCAAGAGAAAAUCAAUACACUUUUGGUCGAUUUACGUCUAUAUGAAAAGGGUCUUAAGCUUUUCCCUGCCUCUGCUCAAGCGGAUUUAAUCAAAUAUCUACUCAAGUCUUUGGGUAAUGAUAUCUGCAAUGAAUUGAUUUCCUAUAUAGCCCAUGAAUGUCAAAUCGAAUUGAAAAAUGCCAACUUAAAUGUGGAUCAACGCAAUAAACUGGCUCAAGAAUGUGGUGGAGAUUAUAAACCAGUUAUAUUGGAACUAAAUAAAGCUCUAAACAAAACCAUCGAUGAGUUUGUUUUGGCCACCGAAUCGGUUUUGAAGACCUGCAGCAUGAUUGUUAAGAAGGUCGACAAGAAAAAGGAUCGCCCAUUGAUCAUACAACAUCGUGAGAAACUCUUGGAACAAUUACAGCAAUGUUCUGAGCCCGCCUUGAUCUUGCAUUUAUCCGCUUUAAUCUUAUUUACCACCAUAUCGGGCUGUAUUUUACAUGCCAGUGGUAAAUUUGUCUCACAGAUUUUAUUAUUUAUUAAUAGUUCUAUGACGGAUGAACAAAAUAAGCUUUUACAACAAUAUCAUGAUUUGGUCAUUAGUGUUUUGCGUUUAUCGCCCGACUCAGAGGAAUAUUCCACAGCCAGUUCGGAGUUACAGGAACUGGAACCCAAACUAAAGCAAUUGGCUGCUUCAGCUAGUCUUUCUAAAUCAGAAUAAGAGCAUUUCUUUGUUAAUAUAUUAUAAUUUUGAUAGAAUUUUAACCAUAUUAACGGUUGUAAAUAUAAUAUUCCAUUUUAUUCAUUGGCAUUGUUGCUCAUACUAACUAGUUUUUUUCUAAUAUUUUCUUUUUAUGGCAAUUUUUUUUAAUUAUGAUUUAAAAAUUAUAAAGUUUUUGUUAUUUUUUUGGUAAAUAAACUUUAAACUAGGCAAAAAGCAAAAGAAA
This is a messenger RNA of Calliphora vicina (urban bluebottle blowfly), 2696 nucleotides long. RefSeq names its product UFM1 specific ligase 1 (gene Ufl1). Gene Ontology annotation, biological process: protein K69-linked ufmylation; response to endoplasmic reticulum stress; regulation of proteasomal ubiquitin-dependent protein catabolic process. The transcript has 7 exons. The coding region runs from base 116 to 2470 and encodes 784 amino acids. Gene Ontology annotation, molecular function: UFM1 ligase activity. The record is from RefSeq and is a predicted model, not a curated record. Gene Ontology annotation, cellular component: endoplasmic reticulum membrane. Lineage: Eukaryota; Metazoa; Arthropoda; Insecta; Diptera; Calliphoridae.